AUGGGGAAAAGGGGCUGGACGCUCACGGACCUGGGAAAGGCAGCCAAGGCACGUAUCGCAGUGGGCGAUGUGGUCCUGUCUAUUGAUGGCAUCAGUACUGAUGGAAUGAACCACCUGGAAGCUCAGAACAAGAUCAAGGCCUGCGCUGGCAACCUCAACCUCAACCUGCAAAGAGCCUCCACCAUCCCGAAACCUCCCGUGGCCCCGAAGGUCGAGCCAUCAGACAUCAUUAAGCCUGUGGCAAUUAUCAGCCACCACCCCCACCACCAUCCCACUGAGCCCACCAGUCUUACCCCCAGCGCGCCACACAACAAAACUGCCCGGCCCUUUGGGGGCUGCGGGGGAGAGGACAGGGACUACCCCAUCGCACGCUCCCCCCAUUCCGCCUUCAUUCCCUCUGCAUCCUCUGCCUUCACCCCCGCCACCCUGGCCCGCACUCCUCCUCCUCCACCCCAGCUCCUCUUCCCUUUCUCGUCCUGCUCCUCACCCCCCUCCCUCCCUGCCGCACCCCAGCCCUCUGUCUAUAACACGCCCUUCAACCUCUACUCCAACGAGAACGCCUGCGAGGUGGCCAUGGGCCAGAGGCGGGGCCUAACGGAGAGCCAGGGAGGAGCUGUGCAGUUGAACGGGGUUCCUAGGAAGCCCAUUCUGGAGACAGACAUUGAGUUCUACCACGUGCCUUCCCAUGGAGACGCCAGCAAGAAGCGCCUGAUGGAAGACACAGAGGACUGGCGUCCCCGCAGUGGCACCACCCAGUCCCGCUCCUUCCGAAUCCUGGCCCAGAUCACCGGCACUGAACACCAGCAAGCACAGAGGAGCGAUUCGAGAAACAAGACAAACAGUUCCCUUUUGACACCGCUAGAGGGCGAUGGUGACCUAGGAGAUAUUCAAGCCAUUGGGUGGGAUUGGGAAGCUAGUGAUGUCCAUCACAAUGACUUCUCCUCUACUACAGACCAUAUACAUACGGCUCCUCUCUCACCUAUGCACAGCUCCUCUGCAGUACAGCCACUACUCUCCCCAAAGCCAGUGAGGUACGGGAAUCAUACCAGUCUACUCUGUCCCAGUGUCCUUAUCAGUGUAAAGUCUGCUGCCCCCUUUCCUCUGUUCUAUGGGUGCAGGCGAGAGCUCCUGUUGAACCCACUGGAGUUCCUCCCUCGAGGUGGUCCCUGCCCACCGGCCCUCACCCCUAGUGCACCGACUCUGGCUAUACGGUCCCAUUCUACUGUUAUUGGUUUACAGGCCAGAACCCCGCACAGGUCACCUGAGGGGACGGUCUCUCAGUCCCUAUUGGAUGCCUUGCUCAUUACGCCUAUCACCACCCUCCCGCCCCUCCGUCUGAGGAAGAAGAAGCGUCGGAGUGUUAGUGCCUUACACCUGCCCAACAACAAGAGAGUCUCCUGGCACCAAUCAGUCACUGAUCUGGGUGACCCCAACCUCUCCUCUCCUGUCAAUGCUGUCUAUAUCUUUAGUGAGGAGGUGGAGGAGCCAGAGACCAGUUCUCACAUGUCGUCUGCAGUCAAGACCAUGACCAAAGGACCUGCUGGCAGCCCCAACAACUCCAUCACCUUUACCACCACUCGGGGUAAACUGUGUUCAGGUUUCCCUAAACCAGGCCUUCAGACAUGUUUUGGGGUGAAGGGGAACGGCACCACCAAUGUUCGCCCUAAGGGCCCUGUCCCAGAGAGGCCGGCCCCCCAGCCCCAUCCCAAAGACCAGGACACUCUGGUGCAGAUGGCCGAACACAUCCCUGCAGGGACACGCACGCCCAUGUGUGGCCACUGCAACAUGGACAUCAGAGGGCCGUUCCUGGUGGCCAUGGGAAAGUCCUGGCACCCCGAGGAGUUUAACUGCGCCCACUGCCGGACCUCCCUGGCAGACAUUGGCUUCGUGGAGGAGCAAGGCUCGGUCUACUGUGAACACUGCUACGAGGACUUCUUCGCACCUUCCUGUAGCCGCUGCCAGAUGAAGAUCCUGGGGGAAGUGAUCAACGCCCUGAAACAGACCUGGCACAUCCAUUGUUUCCUGUGUGCAUCGUGCCAGCAGCCCAUUAGGAACAACACCUUUCACCUGGAGGAUGGAGAGCCCUACUGUGAAAGAGACUAUUACUCCCUUUUGUCAGCUUGCCAUGGUUGCGAGUCCCCAUAGAGGCAGGACAAGUUCUUGGAGGCUCUGGGCUUCACCUGGCAUGACACCUGUUUUGUGUUGUGUGGUACGUUAGGCCUUGCAGUGUAUUGUGUGUGCUGUGUGGCUCAGUUGGUCGAGCAUGGUGUGAGUUUGAUUCUCAGUGGGGCAACCCAUACGAAAAUGUAUGCAUGCACUUCUGUAAAUCGCUUUGGAUAAAAGUGUCUG
Molecule: messenger RNA, 2349 nt
Organism: Salvelinus sp. IW2-2015
Lineage: Eukaryota; Metazoa; Chordata; Actinopteri; Salmoniformes; Salmonidae
Source: RefSeq, a predicted model, not a curated record